AUGCCCAAGAGCUGUCCCACAAGAGGCGAUGGCGACGCAGAUCGGAACGGAGAGCGCGUGGGCGCAUGGCUGAAUGAUCGGAAUACGAUUGUUACAGACAGGUUUACUGGUGGUCUCCUAAAGCCAGGAGACUCUCCUUCCAUGAAUGGAGACGGUACCUCGCACACGGCAGGUCUUUCAUUCUGGCAUAAGGUAGACGACUUGUCAACAGUAUCUGGCAAUGAGACGAUCCAAGAUGGUACGGUAUCUGAGAUUGGAUUUCUUGAUGUCGAUGCAAAGUCUUCGACAAUGGGCCAAGAUUCAGAAUCGACAGUCAAGCCAUCUGAUCAGCUACUCGAUCAACCAGAUGCGCUACCUGUAGGGUGGCCUGAUAGACGCAAUGAUCCCACCCGACCGUUCCCUUUCUUCCAUCGCCUUCCGCUUGAAUGCAGGGAGAAAAUCAUUGCAUUUGGCUGCCCUGCAGUCUUCAAUGAUUGCGAAUGCGCAGCGAACGACAGUCCCCGGCCUUUCAUUCGCCCAACUUACUACGCAUCAACUGUCCAAUGCCCACCGCGCAACAAUCAGGUUCGAAAGAACAUUGCGGAAGAUUCGGGCUUGCUCUCAAUUUACAACCACUCAUGGCAAGAGGCAGUGACCGGUGUCUUAUACGGCUUCAACACAUAUGUCUUGAAAGAGCCAAAAGCAGCACGAUGGUGGCUUGAGCAGAUCGGACCGUCCAAUCUUGCCAAAAUCAAACACCUCAAAAUGCACCUUACCGUGGGACUGCUUGACCCUUCAUUCGGUACAUAUAAUGAACUCCUCUGGUGCAAGCUAUUGCAAUGGCUUAAGAAUCGCCAACAGCUGAAGGCGGUCGACAUUUCAUUCUCUGAAUGGCGCAUGUACGCCUGUGGGAAAGACUGGCAAUGGCGAGAACAAGCAAGAUGGAGGGAAGAAAGUGUACUUGCCCUACUGGGAUGGCGCGGCCUGGAAGCAGUGAACAUCAAGCGAGGACAUUGGCAUAGAAACGGUGAUGAGUGGAAGCGAUUCAAUGGUGGCAGGCGUAUUUGGGAUGCCAUCAAGGAUGCUAUGCGACUAGAGCCUGGCGAGAUGUGUGAAAGUGAGAAGAUGCUAAAAGCGGUUAUCAAGGCCGAUUGGAAGAAACAGGGUCUUAAAGGAGAGAGAUAUUCCUUCACCUGA
Bacidia gigantensis is the source of this 1176-nucleotide messenger RNA. RefSeq lists its product as uncharacterized. The record is from RefSeq and is a predicted model, not a curated record. Bases 1 to 1176 code for a protein of 391 amino acids. Lineage: Eukaryota; Fungi; Ascomycota; Lecanoromycetes; Lecanorales; Ramalinaceae. The transcript has a single exon.